Messenger RNA from Strongylus vulgaris, 1497 nucleotides. The record is from the annotation of a GenBank genome assembly. NCBI's taxonomy places the organism in Eukaryota, Metazoa, Nematoda, Chromadorea, Rhabditida, Strongylidae.
AUGUAUCUUAGGGAUGUCCGAUGGGUAUUCCGAGAUCACACAUUGGGAGAGGUUUCAAGUACUGUAGAUGCGCAUUCCCAAUUGCUGAUUGCUAAUAUCAAUAAUGUUACGGGAAGCAAUGCUGGCGAAUACACAUGUGUUAUGCAAAAAGGUGAUCAGGAGAAACGCCUAAAACAAAUCAUCUCGGUUGUGAAGACUGUAAAACCAUACCACACUCAAUCCGAUCCUGAAAAGCCAAGGUUUUUGGAAUAUGGCAAGCCUGCAGAAUUCGAAUGUAAUAUCGAUGGCACUCCCCGUCCAGAUUUCAAAUGGCUCAAAGAUGGUAAACCAUACGAAGGUGGCGAGCUAUCUCCAGACAAUAGACGACUACACAUAGCUAGAGUCGCUGCUGAAGACAAAGGAGAGUUUGAAUGUGUGGCCACGAACAGAGCAGGCACAAGUGUAUACAAGUUUGCCGCCAGGGUUGAAGGAGCCCCAAAACGAGUUUCGAGUUCGUUUCUCUUCAUGAUCUUCAUGUUGCUGCUAGGAUUGCUCUGCUGCUUAAUUACUGCGUUGGUGCUGUAUUUCAAGCAAAGAAAGAAGGCCAUUGAGCAGGAAAGAGCGUUGAACGUCCUUUACGAACAACUGAUGAAAACUGCUGAAGGUCCACCACCAAGUGGUCCAAAAUUGCCACUUGAUCAGCGUGUUUAUCAACUCCCAUACAAUCGCCAAUAUGAGCUUGAAAGGGAGAAUCUUGAAAUUGGAAACAGGCAUCAAAAAAUGCUUGCGGAUGAGUUGAAAAUUAUGUGCGCCAUCGGUAAACACCCGAAUGUCUUGGCACUCAUUGGAGCAAUCACCAAAAACAUGAAGGGAGGAGAACUCUACGUUGUCGUCGAACUUUGUGAUAAUGGCAAUCUCAAAGAUUACCUAUUGAAGUACAAAAACAAAUUUAUCAACGAAUUGAAACAGACAGCCGUCCCUGAUGACGGUUAUCUACGCCCGGAUUCAUCCGUGAAAACGCACUACGCUUCUGAACAGAUCCCCGACUGGUCGAAUGAUAUGGAAUCGGACCGAUUGCUUUCCGAUAAUACUAUGUUGCGCAAGAAAAAUGUACUAGUUCCCUUCCGAUGGAUGGCUAUCGAAGCUAUCCAGGAUGGUGUAUACACCUUGGAGGAUCUACUAAAUAAGCUUCUCGAAGGACAUAGGAAUACCAAACCACAGUAUUGUCAUGAUGAUAUUUAUGAUCUGAUGAUGAGGUGUUGGGAAAAGGACCCAAAUGAGCGACCGAACUUUACUCAGUGCAUUCAUCAUUUAAAGGAACAGCUGCGGAAAGCGUCUCCACAGUUGCUAGAACGAGUAGAGCUGGAUCUAGGGGAAGAAUGCAAACGUCAAGAUGCGCUUUCGCAAUGGCUCACCCCUGAGCCGGACCCCCGCGAAGGAAUCAACGGCUUCGGUACGGCCACCCCGUCAUCUCCUAAACACACCGAACGCAUUUACAUCAGCGAAUUUUCUCGGUAG